Lutra lutra (Eurasian river otter) is the source of this 1104-nucleotide messenger RNA. Its product is annotated as vegetative cell wall protein gp1-like. The record is from RefSeq and is a predicted model, not a curated record. Bases 28 to 1104 code for a protein of 358 amino acids. NCBI's taxonomy places the organism in Eukaryota, Metazoa, Chordata, Mammalia, Carnivora, Mustelidae. The transcript is spliced from 3 exons.
CCUCGCUGCAAGACCCAGGCGGAGCCCAUGCUCGGGCCGCCGCUCCCGCCGCUGUCCUGCCGCAGCCGGGCGCCGGGGGCCGGCGGGGCCGUGCGGGGUCGCCCCGCGCUCAGCACGACGGCCGCGCCGGGGCAGGGGCGGCGGAGGGCCGGGCGGGCGGAUAAGCGAGCGCAGACGCCGGGCCGCCGCGGCCGCAGCGCCUUCAAGACAACAACAGAAACAGCCUUUGCGCCACGGCUCGGGGGACCCUUCCCAGCGCCCGCGGCCCCGAGCACGAGCGCGGCGCCCCCCGCCUCACGCCCGCCGGGGCCCCGGCCUCUCCGCGUCCCGCGCCCCGCGCCCGCCGCCCGCCGCCCCGGCCGCCAUCAACCGCGGACGCCGCUCGCGUGCCCGCGCCGCCCGCCCCGCGGCCUCCUCCGCGCCGGCCCGCGGGGGCCCGGCCCCGGCUCCCCUCCGCCCCUCUCGGCCGCUCGCCCGCCGCCGCCUCGGCUCCGGCCUCGCGCGCGGAAGGCGGCUCGGCGGCUCCUUCCGGGCCCUUCCCCCUCGGCGCGCCGCUCCUCGGGGCGCAGGCCCGGCCGGCCGCCCGUGCCCGCGCCGCCCCCCGGCCCCGCUCCGGCGGCGCGGCCCGCAGCCGGCCCCGGCUGCGGCGGGAUCCCCGGCUUUGCCCGGCCCGGCCCGCCGGCCGCCCCGGCUCCGGCCCCGGCCCCGGCCCCGGCUCGCCGAGGCAGCCCGCGCCGCCCCCACCGCUCCCCCUUCCUCGGCCCCGGGCCGCCUCCCCACUCUGUGCCCCUUCCCAGGUCCCCGGUCCCCCGCCGCCCGGCCCCUCCCCGCGGGCGCGCCUCUCUCCCGCCCCCGCGCCCCGCCGCGGCUCACCCGCUGGCCACCUCUGUCCUCAUCUUCGUCUCCAGAAGCGCGUGCGGCCUCCCUCCUGGGCGCCGGGAGCUCCGGAAACUGGCCCCGGCGUCUGCGGCCCUGCGCGGCCGCCGCGCACCCGCCGUGCGGGCAGAGGGCCGUGGCCGCGGCCGGCUGCGCUCCCGGGCACCGCGGUGCCCCCGGCGUGGUGCUUUUGAACCCGGGGGAAGAGCCUCUCAGGGCCGAUUCUAG